Molecule: messenger RNA, 1489 nt
Organism: Cyprinus carpio (common carp)
Lineage: Eukaryota; Metazoa; Chordata; Actinopteri; Cypriniformes; Cyprinidae
Exons: 5
Coding region: 334-1476 (380 amino acids)
Source: RefSeq, a predicted model, not a curated record
ACGUUGUUAAUUAAAACCAUCGUAUCUCAUGCGGGAGUGGCAUGUUUUCGACAGUUUUCUGACGGUUCCAUCUAUGAAUUACGGUUGGUCGGCCCAUAGCAUCUCUCGUGCCCACGAAUUUAUGGCGACACGCGCGACCCUGCUCAGUUUUCCACCUAUUGAACAGAUCCAUUCAUAGAACAAGGAUGACACCUAGCGGUCACUCAACACCGAUUUCUUUCACACGGACACCUUUAUAAAUCCAAUUUGACGUGUUUCAAAGCAUCACUUGAAUCAAAAACUUUCUCGGACGAGUCUCCAAGACAAUUGCUUUCCGGACGACUCUCCAAGACGAUGGAUAAAAGUUCAAAUAUUGAGCAGCAAGCCUUUGACUGUAUUAAUACACUGGCCGCGAUUGAUCCAGACAGCGCAGCCGAUGAUUUCAUACAAUUUAUCACCCAACCCGGCUUCCAGACAGUUAUCGAUCUCACGCAAGAUGGCGACGAAGAUCCCACCGUCGACGUAACAGACAAACCUCACAUCCUACCCGAUCCCACUCCGACGCACGUCGAGAAUCCAUUAGGAUCCGGCGGCGAACCACUUCCUGGACCAGACGGCGAACCACCAAGAAAGACUUAUCGUUUUACCCCGGCGAUCAGUCCUGGACCAGACGGAGAACCACCAAGAAAGACUUAUCGUUUUACCCCGGCGAUCAGUCCUGGACCAGACGGAGAACCACCAAGAAAGACUUAUCGUUUUACCCCGGCGAUCAGUCCUGAGAGCUCUCCAGAGAGGAAAAUUCUCUGUCUGACACCGUCGAACAGCCCGGCGACCAGUCCUGAGACCGAGCUGUUUUAUGCAGACUCGAGUAGAAGCCAUAAGGAUGACGUGACUACCUGGGGCAUGUCUCAAAUCGAUGCCUGGGACCAGAGUUCUUGGACGAGCGAGCGUGACGAGGUGUCUACCACCAACGCGGGUCAAACACCAUAUCCUUCUCCCUCACCGUCGUCGGAAGAAGUAGAAGUGGAAGAAGUUCCGGCGCGUCAGCCGGUUGAUGAACCAUUCGAUGAUCUGCCUCCGACUCAUAGGCCCAUCAAUUCGAUAGAAUCAUUUGGUCAAGAGUUUCGCGACGCGCAGGUUGACAUAAACAACAAAUACGUCGAACUCCGUGGCGUACAAGAUGAUAUUAACGACAAAUUGAUUGCGUUGCACAGCGAGUCUCGUGACAGACAAAUCGAAAUCCAUAGCAGAUUAGAAGCGUUGCACGGCGAGCUCCGUGCCUAUCACCUCGAGACACACAGUCGAUUCGAUGCGCAGGAUCGCUUUAUUCACGAUCUGGCCGAUGAAAUAUUCCGUCGCGUCAAUGCUAUGAGAUCAACGAUUGAUCAGCAGUUUGAUAGAAAUGAUCGUAUGGUGAGUCAAUACCAACGGGAAUUGGUGCUCAUUUUGCAUCACCUUAUUCUCACCAUCAUAGAUGAGACCACAGAGUCAAAUUGAAUAUAGAUGUAUU